AGCACGCCCAUUCAUCCUCCUCCUCAUCUUAAUUCACUGUUACAAACAACGAAUAACAACAACAACAACAAAACCUCCAACAUUCCUUGCAUCACAAGCAAUCUCCAAUUCGCCUCAUAAACCAAACUAUUCAUCCCCAUUUCCAUCAAUUCAAUCUCACCACCAUGAAUUUCCUCAGCACUUUUCUACUUGUGUGCCUCAUUUCAACAACUCUCUGUGUUCCGAUCAUUGAACUCCCUGAAGAAAGCGUCGAUAAUUCGAUCGAUGAUGAUGUUCAGUUACUACGGUGUUCGGGUUGGAGAGUUGCGGGUGAGGCGAAUAAUUUGAGUCCUUGGAAUAAGAUUCCGGAAAGCUGCGUUGAUUAUGUGCAGGAUUACAUGUUGAGCCGAUCGUAUGAAAUUGAUCUGGAUAUUGUGUGUGAUGAAGCAAUGGAGUUCGCCAAGAGUGUUGUUGUUGGAGAUGAUGGGUUGGAUGUUUGGGUGUUUGAUGUUGAUGAGACUUUGCUUUCCAAUUUGCCCUAUUAUGGCCAGCAUGGUUACGGGUCAGAGCUUUUCGACAACAUUCAGUUCGACAAAUGGGUCCUUGAAGGAGUGGCUCAAGCAAUUAAACCUAGCUUGAAGCUUUAUAAAGAGGUUCAACAGUUAGGGUUCAAGAUCUUUUUGUUAACAGGGCGUACCGAGAACAAAAGGGAGAUCACUAUAAAUAAUUUGAUCAUGGCUGGAUUUGAGAAUUGGGACAGGCUCAUUUUGAGGGGUGAGGAAGACCAUGGAAAAACCGCGGUAGCAUUUAAAUCAGAGAAAAGAAAAGCGAUCAUGGAUGAGGGAUUUCGGAUUAUUGGAAACUCGGGUGAUCAAUGGAGCGACUUAAUCGGUUCACAUGUGUCUAUGAGAUCAUUCAAGCUUUCAAACCCCAUGUAUUUCAUAUCUUGAUUAUUGGAACCAUUCUUAUUAUCAUAACAUUGAGAACUUGAAUUGAGUUUAACAAUUGAUAAAUGUAUGUAUUGUUAUGAACUCAGAAGUUGUGAAAUACUUUGUGAUUUUUAGAAUA
This is a messenger RNA of Helianthus annuus (common sunflower), 1047 nucleotides long. Its product is annotated as acid phosphatase 1. The coding region runs from base 165 to 929 and encodes 254 amino acids. NCBI's taxonomy places the organism in Eukaryota, Viridiplantae, Streptophyta, Magnoliopsida, Asterales, Asteraceae. The record is from RefSeq and is a predicted model, not a curated record. Gene Ontology annotation, molecular function: acid phosphatase activity. The transcript is spliced from 3 exons.